AUGCUCAGCCGCGGUGACGCUGCGUGGUGGAGCAGGGAUGGGUCAUGGCGGCGGCUGGAGGAAGGAGAGGAGGCAGGAGUGGAACCCGGCGGCCAUCACCCUGCCUCGGGGCAGCAUGGAGUGGCUCAUCCCGGUGUUUUUUUUCCUCUUGCAGAUGCAGAGCAGAGCAGCAGCCCCCGGACGGGCAUCGGCUCAGACCAGGAGGACAGCAAACCCAUCACGCUGGAUUCGACAGACUUCCAGGAAAGCUUCGUCACCUCGGGGGUGUUCAGCGUCACCGAGCUCAUCCAGGUGUCCCGAACGCCGGUGGUGACGGGCACGGGGCCAAAUUUCUCCCUGGGGGAGCUGCAGGGCCACCUGGCCUACGACCUGAACCCCUCCAGCACCGGCAUGAGGAGGACGCUGCCCAGCACCUCCUCCAGCGGGAGCAAACGGCACAAGUCGGGGUCCAUGGAGGACGACAUCGACACCAGCCCGGGGGGCGAGUACUACACCUCCUCCAACUCCCCCACCAGCAGCAGCCGCAACUGGACAGAAGACAUGGAAGGGGGCAUCUCCCCCACCGUGAAGAAGACGGAGAUGGACAAGUCCCCCUUCAACAGCCCGUCGCCCCAGGACUCCUCGCCCCGGCUGAGCAGCUUCACGCAGCACCACCGUCCCGUCAUCGCGGUGCACAGCGGUAUCGCUCGAAGCCCACACCCGUCGUCUGCGCUGCAUUUCCCCACCACCUCCAUCCUCCCCCAGACGGCCUCCACCUACUUCCCCCACACGGCCAUUCGGUACCCGCCUCAUCUCAACCCGCAGGACCCGCUGAAAGAUCUCGUCUCGCUGGCCUGCGACCCGUCCAACCAGCAGCCCGGACCGUUAAAUGGAAGUGGUCAAGUGAAAGUGCCCAGCCACUACCUGCCCACGCAGAUGCUGGCGCCGCCACCUCCCCCCGGCAUGCCCCGCUUGGCCGUCUCUCCUGACACCAAAUCCACCACGACAACUACCGAGGGAGGGACGACCUCACCGACAUCACCCACCUACUCUGCACCAGGCACGCCCCCUGCGAACCGUUCCUUCGUGGGAUUAGGACCAAGGGAUCCUGGGAGUAUCUAUCAGGCACAGUCCUGGUACCUGGGAUAA
Molecule: messenger RNA, 1128 nt
Organism: Nipponia nippon (crested ibis)
Lineage: Eukaryota; Metazoa; Chordata; Aves; Pelecaniformes; Threskiornithidae
Source: RefSeq, a predicted model, not a curated record